This is a messenger RNA of Saccostrea echinata, 570 nucleotides long. RefSeq lists its product as uncharacterized. Lineage: Eukaryota; Metazoa; Mollusca; Bivalvia; Ostreida; Ostreidae. The transcript has a single exon. Bases 1 to 570 code for a protein of 189 amino acids. The record is from RefSeq and is a predicted model, not a curated record.
AUGACCUCAUUAGAGACUAUACAGACAUCAAUAAGUGAACUUAAAUCAUCCUCUUCAAAGUUUGACACUGAUGUGAAAAAGAUUAGAAAUGAUUUUGGACAGCUUGAAACUAAUGUGAGCGCAUUAGGUAAUGUGUUUGACUCGGUGAAAGAAACAGCAGACAAAAAUAAAAAGACCGUUGAUUAUGUCAAGAAAAACCUGGACGAGUAUACAGUUACUCAGAAAACAUUAGAAGAAAAAUUGACAUCAGAUGUCCAAGCGUUAAAAGAAGCCAAGGAAAGACUAGAAGAAUCUGUGACGGAUCUCAAAGCCAGAUCAAUGCGGGAUAACUUGGUAUUCUCAGGGAUCCCAGAGGACCAGGAUGAGGAUACAGAGGCUGUGAUUCAGAACCUAAUGCGUCGGAGAUUCAGGCUUGAUUAUGACAUUCCUUUCGAGCGAGUGCACAGAAUGGGCAGAGCAAAUGAAUUCAGCGAGUGGCCUAGAAAUAUAGUAGCCAAAUUUACCUACUAUAAGGAUAGGGAGUACAUCCGUCAAAACGCAGCCAGAAGAUUACAUGGAACGAAUGUGUAG